UCCGUCACAUCCCGUCAUGGCCCUUGCAGAUCUCAGUCUUUUUCCUGCUCUGCCUCUUGGAGGUACAGUAGUGUACAUUUCAACAGCAAAAUACGCUGCAACAUGUUCUACGGUUCCCUGGCCAGAUCACGGGUAAAAAGUCGGUUGUCCCAGCAAGGGGACUGGGAAUCAUCGUCUUCUGACACAACCCACAACCGUGGUGGGGAUCUCGUUCUUGUCCCUCGUUUCGUUACAAGCCGAAAGAGAGAAAGGGUCGGGUCUUUCGGUCUUGUAAACACCAUGUACCGGCUACAAGUGUACUGGUGCCUGGGCCUUGCUCGGUUUUCCUGCCUCUUCGGCUCGGCCCCCGUCAUUACAUCCGAUCUGGCGGUUGUUGCUCGCUCCCAGGGCUCGAGAUCAUCCAGAGGAUAUUUGGAGUCAUUGUCCUGCUGUCUCGCCAACUCGUCUUUUCCUCUCUCUUUCUUUGUUCCAGGUCUCCGUCCAACUGCCCCGCCAUUCCGUCCCCGUUAGCCGGCUUGCCCCCGUAUUUUUUACAUUGUUCUUCCACAUUCCCACUUGCGGAGGUGGAUCCCGUGCUAUUUUCCCGGUGUUGUUCAGCUCCAUAACCCGUCCCCAGUCUUGGGACCUCUUGACUCGUGUCAAGCCCCGGCCGGCCGUAACUCGCUGUUAAGAGAUUUUCGAUCAGAAAUUACACAUAGGCCUACUUUUCCCACUCGCCUGGACACUCGACCGUUGAGUUCGUUAUCCAUCCAACGCUCUCACGAAACAACGGACUUCUUGCUGUUUGGCGAGCCUCCUUCCCCCUUCCUCCCCUCCCUCUCUGCGAAAAGCCGGUACAUACGACCAAACACAAUAACGAAUACCCCACGAGCUUUUUUUUUCGGAUACCAGAUCUCUGUUAGCCGGACUUACUGCGGAGGACGAAAGACGAAGACACAAGGCAUAGCCAGCCAGUAGGAGACACCGGCUUCGAACCACUACAUACCUCUCUUUCCUCACACACAGAAAACAUCGCAAAGAUGGCCACAAAAGUAUCAGGCGGCAAGGAUGGCCAGAAGAAGCCUGCCACCGCCGCGACCAACUUGAUUGCUGGUGGUGGUGCUGGUAUGAUGGAGGCCUUGGUCUGCCAUCCUCUUGACACCAUCAAGGUGCGCAUGCAGCUUUCCAAGCGCGGCAGAGUACCGGGCCAGGCCAAGCGCGGCUUCAUCCGCACUGGUGUCGAGAUCGUUCAGAAGGAGACCGCCCUUGGUCUGUACAAGGGUCUCGGUGCCGUGCUCACUGGUAUCGUUCCCAAGAUGGCCAUCCGCUUCACCUCGUUCGAGUGGUACAAGCAGCUCCUCGCCAACAAGGAGACCGGUGUUGUUUCCGGCCAGGCCCUCUUCCUUGCCGGUCUCUCUGCCGGUGUGACCGAGGCUGUUGCCGUCGUCACUCCCAUGGAGGUCAUCAAGAUUCGUCUCCAGGCGCAACACCACUCCAUGGCCGAUCCCCUCGAUGUGCCCAAGUACCGCAACGCCGCCCACGCUCUCUAUACCGUCGUCAAGGAGGAGGGGUUCGGUGCGCUCUACAGAGGUGUCUCGCUCACCGCGCUCAGACAGGGCAGCAACCAGGCCGUGAACUUCACUGCCUACACCUACUUCAAGGAGUGGCUGUACCAGUACCAGCCCGAGUACGUCGGCGGCAACCUCCCCAGCUACCAGACCACUCUCAUCGGUCUCGUGUCCGGUGCCAUGGGUCCUCUGAGCAACGCCCCCAUCGAUACCAUCAAGACCAGACUCCAGAAGAUGAAGGCCGAGCCCGGCACCUCCGCCCUCCAGAGAAUCACCAAGAUUGCUGGCGAGAUGUUCAAGCAAGAAGGAUUCCACGCCUUCUACAAGGGCAUCACCCCCAGAAUCAUGCGUGUCGCCCCCGGCCAGGCCGUCACUUUCACCGUCUACGAGUUCCUUAAGGAGAAGCUCGAGAAGAGCGGCCCAUCAGUCAUCACUGGGGGAAGGUACGAAGAAUAAUUCCUCCCCAUCAUCACAGCCGUCACACCCAUAUCCUGGACCCCUCCGGACCCAACUCCCAUGGACCACCUGGACCCUCCCUGGAUUUUCCAUAUUCCCGCAUCUGGCCUUUUGUUUUUUUGUAUUGUUUUUUCAAGGAGUUGGAAGCUGAUCAAAAACUGCUGUUUUGCUUUUUUGUUUGGGAUAGUCGCGACAAGGAAUUUGAUAGCAUGAAGGCCAAGGCUGCUUGAAUGAAUUGAGUUCGAGCAGUUUUUGAUUUUUGUCUCUUCUCAUUUUGUUCUUUUACGAAAAAAAAGGAGCAAGAGAUGCGACAGCGACGCGGGAAAAUAGAAGCGGAAGGACUUUCAGAUCACCGUGUUACCAUCGAGGACGGUAAUUCACCAACGCCGCCCGAGUCAAGGGAUACCACUUUGUUUGGAUACGUCGAUAUGGAGCCGGAUUGGAUAGGUACAUAAAGGGACAGACGGACGGGAAAGGGAUGGCGGUCUGGUGUGCUGUGAUCUUCUUGAGGUGGGGGAAGAAGAGGAGGGUUUUGGAAUGGGAAGUGUUGGAUGGAAGGGAAUGGGCAUUGCGAAAAGUCACUUUGUUCUCCAAAAGCAUGGCAAUUACAUGUUUGGUAGAGAAGGCAUGCAUUGCAUUGGGUGGCGCGAUUUUGUUUAUACGAGCAAGACCUUUUUUCUUUUUUUUUUUGUACCUUGUAAGAUGGAGGUGGUGUAUAUAUCCGAGGAAUUUAGAUGAAUUGUACUUGAUGCAUGAUGGGCUUGGUGUUUUUGACUUCUAUUGUUUGGGUCAUGUGCUGGUAGUUGACGAUGCAGGUUCAGAUGGCUGCGUGGAACAUGAGCUGAG
Podospora bellae-mahoneyi is the source of this 2849-nucleotide messenger RNA. RefSeq names its product Mitochondrial succinate-fumarate transporter (gene SFC1). The transcript has 3 exons. Gene Ontology annotation, cellular component: mitochondrion. NCBI's taxonomy places the organism in Eukaryota, Fungi, Ascomycota, Sordariomycetes, Sordariales, Podosporaceae. The coding region runs from base 1020 to 2003 and encodes 327 amino acids. Gene Ontology annotation, biological process: succinate transport; fumarate transport; transmembrane transport. Gene Ontology annotation, molecular function: succinate:fumarate antiporter activity. The record is from RefSeq and is a predicted model, not a curated record.